AUCCUGGCGCGUGGGCUAGCUUCAGUCGGCGACGCGAGCGGGCAGCGUGGGGGCUCCGGAGCCGGCGGCGCUAUGGAGUUCCGGCUGGAAGCGCACCGCAUCGUCAGCAUCUCGCUGGGCAAGAUCUACAGCGCGCGGGGCCAGCGCGGCGGCCUCAAGCUGCACAAGAACCUGUUGGUGUCGCUGGUGCUGCGCAGCGCCCGCCGGGUCUACCUGGGCGAGCCCGGCGGCGAGUGCGCUCUGCCGCCCCGCCCGGGCCCGCCGCCCCCGGACUGCGAGAGGCUGCGGCGCGGCUACCGCCAGCUGAACUCGGAGGCGGCGGCGCGGGGGCGGGCGGAGUGCCCGGCCGAGUCCCCCCGGAAGCGGAGCGCAGCCGAGCGGGGCCAGGCGGCGGGCUCCCCGGGGAAGAAGCCGCGGCGUGAGGCGGAGCCGCCCCCGCCGCAGGAGGACAUGGAGACCGGCAACGUGGCCAGCCUCAUCAGCAUCUUCGGCUCCGGCUUCUCGGGGCUGCUGGGCAAGGAGCGUGGCGCGGCGGAGGCGUCUGAGCCGGGGCAGGUCUGCUGUGAGCAGCCGGUGUUGCGGAGCCUCAACCCCUGGAGCACGGCCAUCGUGGCCUUCUGAGCCCCGCCGCGGACUGGCCGUGCCGGGACACCGGAGGGCUGGGACUGGCUUCCUUCCAGGCAGGCAGGAAGCUCUGGGCGACGCUGGAGACUCUUGA
Molecule: messenger RNA, 718 nt
Organism: Gopherus evgoodei (Goodes thornscrub tortoise)
Lineage: Eukaryota; Metazoa; Chordata; Testudines; Testudinidae
Gene: IER5
Product: immediate early response 5
Exons: 1
Coding region: 73-621 (182 amino acids)
Source: RefSeq, a predicted model, not a curated record